CAAAAUAAUAAGCGUAAAUGAAAUUUUACUUUGUUUUCUUUUUAAUUUGAAAAUGACACGAAUUUAUAAUUUUAGCUCAUAAUACCUUAGUGUUUGUAAACGUCAAAAAAUGAUUGGCAAAAUUGUAAUUUUGUAUUUUAUAGCAACAGCAUUGGGCAGACUUAUAAUAAGACAUAGACACCCCAUGGAAAGAAUUUCGAACAAUCGAAGAGAAGAUCCGAUCGAGAAAGUACCAAAGGACGUGUUUGAAUUUCUGGCCAACGGACCCUCGUUAAGAGGUGGGGAGGAUUUUAUAAAACUACCGAAAGAUGUCUUUGAAAAAUGGCUUGCGAAAAACCAGGAAGCUCAACCCACAAACGAUAGUCCAUUGGGUGAUAUACAAUCUCAAACAGACGUUCCUACAGACAAUCUUGACGCGAUAACAAUCCUUGGCGAUUACAACAAUACUGACGAUAAAACUAUUAAUGUUACUCCAGAAGUUAAUAACGAUUUGAUUAAAAAAGUUAUCGCACUUAAAAAAGAAGAAACGAAUCGUAACAAAAACGAUUACAAUAAGAUCAAUGUUAAACAGAACAACCAUAGUAAUCAUGGAAGCGAGACAGCUGUAAAACAAAAACUAAUGCAGCUUAUAAAGAACACGAAAUCUUCAAUAGACAAGAAGACUGAACCGAUACAGGCUAUCCAUGACGCUCAUAAGCAAAAUAGGGUGUAUAAGAUUGGAUAUUUAGUGAGUAACAUAAAUAGAACUCAAGAUAGCCUGAAAGAGUUUUAUAAUCAUGUGGAGAAGAAUAUCAGGCAGUGGGAUGUUCUGAGAGCUUUGAAUGCAUACGAUCAGGUUAAAACAGCAGACGAGUUUCUCUCCAAAGCAUUGUAUAUACUGAACAUGGUCGGCGCCUCAACCUUCGCCAGAUCACUGAACGCUAACCCAGAGUCAACCACGUCUACCAGCACGGCUAAUGAUGGUGACGUCACAGACAGACUGGCUUGGUCUUAUUACGAUGAUAACAUGUAGGAAAACGUUCAAUAAAAUCCACGCGCAUGGGCCCCUACCACAGAACAGAUAUACGAAACAACAGACGCUAUUGCGUGACGAUAAACGUGAAACUAAAUGAAGCAUUUUACAGGUUAUAAUCUAAGAGUUACAACGAAAAUUAUGUCUCACUUUUGGACUAUAGUCUGUCAAGAAAUUAAAGAUAUUAAAUGAGAUAAAAUUAUUUAUAUAAAUUUGUAUACAAUUUUUAUGGCUAAAUAUGCUUGUUCACCUUUAAAUACAAUGUACCAGCCAUGUAUAUCAAAUUGUACCCUAUUUAAGGCAAAUAUAUAAUUUUUGAUUUUGAGGGCGCUCUGUCCUCUUACCAGGCAACACUUGGUAUAAAAAUUGCGAAAAAAUGUGUUUUACAAAAAACUCUAUCCUUUUUUAGACUGACUAAGUAUUUUACAAAAAAAACUAUCUUUUUUUCGACAGACUAGUCUGUGACUAAAGUGAAGAAAACCUAUUUUGACUAACAAAAUUUUUUUGCGAUUGCAACACAAAAUAGAAUCGUCAAGAUUGCUUGAUAAACACCCGUGUUGCCAGCCGACCGGAGACAGCGCCCUCACUUAAUUUGUUCACUUUCUUGACAGACUGUAUACUUUUAGUUGAAAUUCAUUUUAGUUUUUGUAGAUUUAAAUAUUAAUUAAAUGGUUAUAAGUUGUAUUUUAGGAAAAAUAUUUAUCAAUGAAGAGCUAGGCUCCAUAGUCCUUUGUUGCGUUGACUUCCGUCGAUGGAGCAACGUAGAAAUUGUAUGGAAUUUUGACAUACGUCAACACGAGCGGCACAGAAACACUUUUAUACCAAUGGUAUACAGAAAAGUAGUAAAAUAUACAGGGUUGCUGGUAUCAAACGCAAAGCCUCCUAAAGACUACUUACUAACAAAACAAGCAACUUUUAUUCUACGACUUUUCGUGAUUCCUAGUGUUUUUUUUUUUUCAUAUAAAAAAAAUACAAUUUAAUUUGCGAUUCUACACAUGUUAACUCUAUGUAAUAGCCAAGCAACACGAGACAGUGCAGUAGCGUUAUGUAGCGGAAUCGAACAUAGAGUUAACGUUUUAUAGAAAUUACAUUAAAACUAAAAAGAUUUUUUAUUUAUUUAUUACGUUUAGACAAAAGUCGUGGAACAAAAGAUGUUAUGUCUCUAUGUACCUUAUACGCCUUUGGAAGGUUAUGCGUUAGAUACCAGUGAUCUUGUAUAAUACUUCCAGUAGUAGCGGCAAAUCGCUGCGUCGACGCAACAGAACACGACCGAGCAAUGUUACCGCGCUCUUACAUAAAUAAAAUCUCAUUUUCAUUAGGUAAGUAAUUUUAAUAUUACUGAUAAAAAUAUUAUUUGUUGCACAUUAUUUUAUUAACAUCCUCAAUAAAUAUAAAAUAAAAUAUUUACAAUCUA
Messenger RNA from Plodia interpunctella (Indianmeal moth), 2426 nucleotides. RefSeq lists its product as uncharacterized. Lineage: Eukaryota; Metazoa; Arthropoda; Insecta; Lepidoptera; Pyralidae. The record is from RefSeq and is a predicted model, not a curated record. The transcript has 4 exons. The coding region runs from base 110 to 1012 and encodes 300 amino acids.